Molecule: messenger RNA, 925 nt
Organism: Hibiscus syriacus
Lineage: Eukaryota; Viridiplantae; Streptophyta; Magnoliopsida; Malvales; Malvaceae
Product: LOB domain-containing protein 36-like
Exons: 1
Coding region: 68-925 (285 amino acids)
Source: RefSeq, a predicted model, not a curated record
GAGUAAUUUCAUUUUUCUCUUAUUAGAUCUCCCUUUUUUUUUCUGGAUCUCGUAAGAUCUUGAAAAAAUGUCAUCUUCCAAUUCUCCAUGCGCGGCGUGCAAGUUCCUUCGUCGGAAAUGCACCCAAGAAUGCGUCUUUGCACCGUAUUUCCCGCCGGACAACCCUCAGAAGUUCGCCAACGUUCAUAAGGUGUUCGGCGCCAGCAACGUGGCCAAGCUUUUGAACGAACUGAACACCGCCCAACGUGAUGAUGCCGUCAACUCGUUGGCCUACGAAGCCGAGGCUCGUCUCCGGGACCCCGUCUACGGCUGCGUCGGCCUCAUCUCGAUCCUCCAACAGAAGCUCAAACAAAUGCAACACGAUCUCAACAACGCCAAGAAAGAGUUGGCUACUUAUAUCGGCCCUCAAGCAACGCUUCCCAUAUUACAACCGCCGGUCUUCUUGCAACAUCUCGAAAACCCUUCUCCGUCUUCAUCUUCCUCGGCUGUUAUGCAUCACAACGUGAUGCGGAUGAUGGGGAUUCCCAUGGCUGCCGGAACAGCGGCGGCUUCGGGUCAUUUAGUGAUGAGAGAAACACAGCAGCAACAGGUGUUCAAGGCUCAGCAACAAUUGGCAGCGUUAAUAGCAGCAAGGGAACAACAAGAGAAGUUAUAUGAGCAACAACAUGAGAUUGUGAGGUUUAACAAUGGUUUUGAAGGUUGUGGUCCGGUUGCUGCAGCCGCCACCAUGUCCCCACCUUCAUUGGCUCUGGGAAGCUUUGAAAACCCUUACCAGAUUCAAGCAAAACAAGACCAUCACCAUUGUCAUGGAGGCUAUCACCACCAUCCACUUCAAGCACAGUUUUUACUUCAGUCACAACAAGACCAAGCACCGCAAAGAUCAGGCAGCGACGAUGAGGCAAGGAGCAUUGGGCCAGUUGAAUAA